ACGUGCGACAGUUUGUCACUUCUGCACCGUACGUGAGGGUUCGCAUGCCCUCGGCUCGAAGGAAGGGGCAGGCUGUGCUCGGUUUUUCUCCCGAAAUAUAAACGAUUUCAAACUUAAUGUGUGUCGAGCGAUGAGGACUGUGCUCUGCAGCCAUCAUGGAGAAGUAGGAGGAGGUCCGGGCUUCAUUUUGGCCGUCUGACCUCGCGCGGACUGUGCAGAAGUUGUCGUGAGCUAAAAAGGCCCAGCUGGGGUUUUUUGUGUGCCACAUCUUUGAACACGGAGCGGAUUUGUGACGCGAGGAAAGAUGAUUUUUAGGAAGAUUCACUCAGGGAGCUGCAGAGCAUGGCUGUCCCGGGUUUCCCUGAGGCAGGAGCUGUGUUUCUUUUCGUCCGUGCCCCCACAGCCGGUUCCUCCUCUGGCCCAAACCCUGCAGGGCUACUUGAGGGCGCUGGAGCCCCUGCUGCCCCCCGAGGAGUUGAGCCACACCCGCAGGAUGGUGCACGAUUUUGGCCGGCCGGGCGGGCUGGGUCCACAGCUGCAGGAGGGUCUGGAGAAGAGAGCCAGACUCAACAAGAACUGGAUCUCGGACUGGUGGGUGCAGCGGGCGUACUUGGAGAGCAGACAGCCUCUGCCCGUGCACUCGAACGCGGCUAUCUCUCUGCCCCGCAGAGAUUUUAAUGACUGGAGGAGCCAGCUGGUGUUUGCGUCCAGACUGAUAGCAGCCGUUCUGGACUUCAAGGCCAAAAUAAACACCGGGCAGCUGCAGGUCGAGUUCAUGCGAGGGAAGCCCCUGUGCAAGGAGCUCUACCCCCUCCUCUUCUCCUCCUGCAGGAUCCCCGGCCCCAAACACGACUACAUUGCUCAUUACGGCCGCUCCCGCCGCUCGCCGACGCACAUCACUGUCGUCAGGAACUACCAGUUCUUCCAGCUGGAGGUUUAUAACAGCGAUGGCUCGCGGAUGACCGAGAGUCAGAUCCAUGGGCAGCUGCUCAGGAUCAGGUCUCAGUCUUGGAAGACUGACAAGGAGCCGAUGGGCAUCCUGACCAGCGAGCACCGCCACACAUGGGGAGAGGCCUACAACCGCCUGCUGAGAGAUAAACUGAACCAGGAAUCGGUGCGGAUGAUAGAGACGGGACUUUUCUCCUUGUGUCUGGAUUCUCCAGUCAUGAGGAUAUCAGAUGAGAAGUAUGCGAGCCGCAAGGCCGCGCAGGUCCUUCAUGGCGGCGGGACGUUCUCCAACAGCGGAAACCGCUGGUUUGACAAAACGCUUCAGUUCGUGGUGGGCGAGGAUGGCUCGUGGGGUCUUCUGUAUGAGCAAGCCACGGCCGAGGGUCCACCUGUAGCGACGCUGCUGGAUCAUGUGAUCGAGUACUGUGAGAAACCGGACCCAAAGAGGGCGCCGUUGCUCCCGCUACCCAUGCCCAAGAAGCUUUACUUUCACAUAGACCGAGAAAUCAAGAGGGACAUCGAGCACGCCAAGCAGAACCUCGACAUCCUGAUCAACGACCUCGACGUUAAUGUGUUCAAUUUCAAGAAGUUUGGCAAGAAUCUUCCAAAGCAGCACCAGAUGAGCCCAAACUCCUUUAUCCAGGUCGCCCUGCAGCUCGCCUACUACAGAGUUCACAGUGAAGUCUGUCCUGCCUGCGAUAUCGCCACUCAGAGGAUGUUUAGAGGAGGAAGGACAGAGUACAUCCGCUCACCCACUAAGCAGGGGCUCCAGUUCAUUCUUGCAUUUGAUAAUCCGUCCGUAUCGCGGGAAGCAAAGCAGGAGCUGUUCAGAGAAGCUGUUGAUGCCUACUCGGGUCUGACUGAAGCGGCACUUAAUGGACACGGCAUUGACCGCCACCUGCUGGGGCUCAAGCUGCAGGCCAUCGAGGAGGGCAUGAGCAUUCCCAAAAUCUUCAUGGACACGGCUUACGGGCUAGCAACACACUUUAAACUCCGGACAGGACAGAUGCCUGCAAACAAUACGGACAGCGUGAUGUGUUUCGGGCCUCUCGUUCCUGACGGCUACGCCGUCUGUUACAACCCUCAGGCAGACCACAUCCACUUCUCCAUCACGGCCUUUAACUGCUGCGAGGACACUAACGCAGAGAGACUCGCUCGCACUUUGAGGGACACCAUGUGUCAUCUGCAGGAGAUGCUGCAGCCUACUGUGUAGAGCUGCUGCUACAGCAUCCAGCAGCGCGAUUUCGAACAUUGUUUCUAAAGAAUAUUUUGUACGACUUUUGUAGGGGUGCUUUUUUUUUUUUGUUUGUUUUGUUUUGUUAUGCAUGCCACUCGUAACACUUCACUCGAGCAUUUAAUUGUGUGAGAGCCUGGAAAAGACCUAUGCAGCUUUUGUUGCUUCUUUAAAGUUUGGGUGAAGCAAUAAAUCUUUUUCUAAGCUGUCAAAUUUGCAUCGUCAUCGUUGCAUUUCGAAGCAUCGAAUUCCACAGCGUCUCUCGGUGAAAGCGAAACAACUCAAUGUGACACUCCAGCAUUAAUCAGAAAAAGUCUACGCGUGCACUCCUUUGUACAACUUGUGAGAUGACCUGUGUCCUUCAACCUUUCAUAUUUCACUUUGUCAUCAGAAUUAAUGGGAAAUGUUGGAUUUUUUUCUAGGUGAAAAAGGGGUUUGAAUGGACAAAAGGAGAGGAAUUAUUGAGGGUGAUGUGGUGUUUUUGUGUCUGAACUCGAACGACCUGAUCGUCAGAUGAAUUUUGAUUAAGGAUAAUUUUUUUUGUUUGUUUGUUUAUUUGGAGGAUCUUGUUCUGCACUCAGCCUGCAGGACUGGUUAAUAAAGCCUGUGCUCACAUGA
Oreochromis aureus is the source of this 2800-nucleotide messenger RNA. RefSeq names its product carnitine O-acetyltransferase b (gene cratb). Gene Ontology annotation, biological process: carnitine metabolic process, CoA-linked. The transcript has 15 exons. Gene Ontology annotation, molecular function: carnitine O-acetyltransferase activity. Bases 305 to 2161 code for a protein of 618 amino acids. The record is from RefSeq and is a predicted model, not a curated record. Gene Ontology annotation, cellular component: peroxisome. NCBI's taxonomy places the organism in Eukaryota, Metazoa, Chordata, Actinopteri, Cichliformes, Cichlidae.